Molecule: messenger RNA, 1121 nt
Organism: Salvelinus sp. IW2-2015
Lineage: Eukaryota; Metazoa; Chordata; Actinopteri; Salmoniformes; Salmonidae
Source: RefSeq, a predicted model, not a curated record
AUGAGGUCACUAAGCUACUCCCCUCUUGCUGAAGAAGAUGAGGUCUGCUGGACAGAGAAAGAAGUUCUGGGGCUGAACAUUGUUGUGAAAGAGGAGGAAGAGGAGGAUGUCACAGUAAAAAAAGAUGUAGAGGAGAAAGAGGGGGAUGCAGUUUUCAGAGGGAAAGAGGAGGAAGAUGUUACAGUAAAAGAGGAGGAGGAAGAUGUUACAGUAAAAGAAGAAGCGGAGGCACAGGAGAAGAUAACUGUCACAUCGGAGGAGGAGGCGACUAGGGAUCUUAUUAACAACAGAGAGAGACCAGACUCUCCUUCUGACAGCAGGAAGAGUCGUUCAGGGGAACCAGACCUUGAGACAUCCAAACCAGCAGGACGACAUCAAUGCUCCCAGUGUGGAAAGAGUUUUACUCAGUUAGGGAGCCUGAAAACACACAAGAGAAUACACACAGAAGAGAAGCCUUACCACUGCUCCUUGUGCGGAAAUAGUUUUCGGUGGUUAGGGAGCGUGGAAAGGCAUGAGAGGACACACACAGGAGAAAAGCCUUUCCAAUGUUCCCAUUGUGGAAAGAGUUGUACCCAGUUAGGGAGCCUGAAGGAGCAUGAGAGAAUACACACAGGAGAAAAGCCUUACCAAUGUUCCCAUUGUGGAAAGCAUUUUGCCCAGUUAGGAAACCUGAACCAGCAUGAGAGGACACACACAGGAAAAAAGAUGCACCACUGCUCCCACUGUSGAAAGAGAUUUACCCGGMUAAGGUACCUGAAAGAGCAUGAAWGAAUACAUACAAAUACACAGGAGGAGAAGACAUACCACUGCUCUCAUUGUGGAAAGACAUUUUCCCAGUCAGAGGACCUGAAAACACAUGAGAGAAUAGAGAGGCUGUGUUCUGACUUGUGUUUUUGACUGAGAAUUUGUGUUUUUGUUUGGGCUGUCAGACAUGAGAACUUUAAUUGCGAUUAAUCCAUUGUCUGAAAGGGUUAAAAACCCACUGAAAACAUCCAAAAUACAUUCUGUAUACCGCUAAAAUCUACAAUGUCAUGUACAAACAAGAUGACAUUGUAAUGUUUUUAAGAUAAAACUGCCUUUAUUUUUGCUGGACCCCAGGAAGAGUAGCUGCUGCCUUGGCA